AACACAUUUAACGGUGACAAAAUGCGUGAGCGGCUUGCUACCUAAGUAAUUGCUGGAACAGAUGGAGAUUCACGUAGCCGGUCAUCAUUCGAAGACUCCGCUGACCGUUGCAGCUUGGAUACUCUUUUCCUUGGAAGCAGCCACUCUGUUUCUGUAACAGGCAACCAGAAGUUGAUUGAUCAACCUGAUUUAACCGGCCCAGAUGCACUUCAAACGCAAAAUUGGGAUCGGACAAAUGUACCUGACGAUGGCAAAUCAAUUGCUAGCAACGCGAUCAUCGCAUAUUUGGCCCAGCAGCGUCGUAAAGUCGGUAAAGAAUCGAACUUCCCCACCAUGGUAGCAACCAACAUCAGUGAGCAAUGUCAUAAUGACAGUGUAGCUUACCACGAAGCGUACCUCCUUCGAGUCGACUGGGCUAAACGAAUGUACGAAUCAACAGGAAAAAUGCCAGAAGCCCUAUAUUACAGUGGCAAUCUUCAUGGACAAGGUCUCUUUGACGAAUGUCUCUCAGUGCAGGCGUACUGGACAGAUACAUCGUUCCAGGGCAAAUAUUGCACGGUAUUCUUUGAUUCGGCUCUCGUGAUGCCAUGGGAACUCGAAGAAGAAACUGUGCACUACGAGCCGAAAGGUACCAAUUGGGUGGGCAUCUGGCAAGUGUUGGAAUGGCUCUACGACGGACCGAAAUUGAAAGAGCCGAAAGUGCGGGACACGGAUCGUUACUCACGAUAUUUGUCGGCUCUUGAUUAUUGCAUUCCUUCUUCAUGCAGUGCUGAAGAUUUCCGUUGGUCUAUCGCUCAGCUUAUUGGAGGCAGAGCCAUAGAUAACACGACCUAUGAAGGCAAUUCAUAUUACACUUCCAUGGUAGCUGUUAGCGAUGAAAACUAUUGCUACACGAAAGAGAAGAUAACUGCCACACCCAGCUUCGACGGUCCUGACAUUGCUGUGAUCGUCACCCUCAGUCUUCUCGGAUGUAUCGUUCUUGCGGCUACCGCUCACGAUCUAUGGCUAACUUACCAAAAUCGCCCAAUCCAGCCGAAGAAAGCCAGUCUAUCAUUACAAGCGUUACAUUGCUUCUCGAUGCUAACCAAUGGCAGAAAGCUAUUGUCUACCAAGUCCAUUGUCGUGGAUAAUCUCGCGUGUUUGAACGGAAUGCGAGUGUUGUCCACUACUUGGAUUGUUCUGUACCACUCGUACUAUCAAGCUAUCAUCAACCCAAUGUACAACCCUUUGACGUUCUUGAAGGAUGCGCUAGAAUGGCAAUUGCAUGGUGUUUUGAAUGCCACCAUCGCUGUUGAUACGUUCUUUCUGAUGAGCGGACUGCUUGUAACGUAUUCCUUAAUGCGUGAGUUGGAUCGUAACAAGGGACGUUUUAACAUUGGCCUCUUUUAUCUUCAUCGUUUCCUCAGAUUGACACCUGUGUACGCAAUCAUUUUGGGAUUCAUUGCCACUUUGUUAGUCUACCUCGGUUCGGGACCCAACUGGGAAAAUGUCCGAUACUUGAGCUUGGCUUGUCGUUGGAAUUGGUGGAAUAAUCUUCUCUAUGUCAAUAAUUAUGUUGUCACUUAUCCACUUGAGUGUAUGGGUGAAACGUGGUACUUGGCUUGUGACAUGCAAAUGUUUCUAUUGAGCCCGUUGUUUAUCUAUCCUCUAUGGCGGUGGAGAAGAAUCGGAUUGAGUUGGGCUAUUUUCAAUAUAGUAGCACUUUUGUGCGGGACUAUUGCCAUUUUCAUCGUGUGGAAUCUACCAGCCAUGGGCUUUUUCACUAGACCAACCGACACCAGCAAUCCGUAUUCUUAUUACGGUUAUUACGUUCAAACAUGGACUCGAUUUCCGCCAUACAUCUUAGGGAUCAUGCUUGGCUGGCUGCUUCAUAAAACUAAAAAUAGGACCCUUAAGCUGAACAAGGGUGUCGUCAUUAGCGGCUGGUUUAUUGCCUCUUUAAUUGGUUUGGCCGUUCUUUAUGGCAUGGUUCCCUAUUUGAACGAAUACGAGGUACCCGACAUGAACGAUGUAGCUCGCGUUUCCUAUGGAGCUUUGCAUCGUUUUGCUUGGGCCACGUCCGUCGCUUGGAUCGUCUUUGCUUGUAUCCACGGUUACGGAGGAUUGGUGAACCGGUUUCUAUCGUGGAAGGCCUUUAUUCCAUUAGCCCGUCUUACCUAUGUCGUUUACUUGGUUCAUUUCACUUACCUGACGGUCUAUCACGGCUACAUCCGGAAGCCUUACUACUACACAAAAUUUACUCACGCCGAGCACUAUUUCGGAGUCAUCUUUAUUGUGUUUUUGAUGGCUUUUGCCAUCUGUCUAACGGCGGAGGUCCCUCUUUUGAACCUGGAGAAGCUCCUCAUCAGACCCAAUCGCGCAAAAGAAAAAUCUGUAGUCGAUGACAUUGAAAUCGAGCAACCAGUUCCUAGGAUAGGAAUGUACUACGCUAAAUCCACUGAUGGUGGGCUGUAAGAUCAUCACUUUUAACUACACCGUGGCUUUCACUGUGACUCAUCACAAUUGUAAAUGCCUACCUGUUGAAAUAGAAGGCAAGUAAAUACAGUUACGCUUAUAAACGCAA
Messenger RNA from Daphnia carinata, 2563 nucleotides. RefSeq names its product nose resistant to fluoxetine protein 6-like. NCBI's taxonomy places the organism in Eukaryota, Metazoa, Arthropoda, Branchiopoda, Diplostraca, Daphniidae. The record is from RefSeq and is a predicted model, not a curated record. The coding region runs from base 334 to 2454 and encodes 706 amino acids. Gene Ontology annotation, molecular function: acyltransferase activity, transferring groups other than amino-acyl groups. The transcript is spliced from 11 exons.